Messenger RNA from Metopolophium dirhodum (rose-grain aphid), 742 nucleotides. RefSeq names its product UPF0389 protein CG9231. The transcript has 3 exons. Bases 112 to 552 code for a protein of 146 amino acids. Lineage: Eukaryota; Metazoa; Arthropoda; Insecta; Hemiptera; Aphididae. The record is from RefSeq and is a predicted model, not a curated record.
UGGUUUAUUAUGAUUUAAUAUUUAUGGUGUUCGUGACUACAAGAAAGUACACCACUAUUCCAGUUGUUUAUUAACUUUCGUGCCGACCUGUACUGAAUAUACACAUCCGCGAUGAAUAUUAUUCCAAGGUUUGGAAAAAAUUUUAAAAAUGGAUUGUUCAACAUGAAUAAAAAGUAUACUACCCCAAGUGCCACUCCACCGAACCCCCCGGCUACAAAUCCAAGUGUAACGUCUUCAUUCAAUUCAAAUAUUAAAUUACCACUCACAAAUACAAGAAAAAUCAUGUGCGUCUGGGCUAAACGAUAUCCGUCACUGAAAGAUGUUCCAGAUCAUGUCACACCUGAAGUAUGGAACAAAGUUCGUUCUGUUGUACGAAUCAAAGUGGCCAACUAUACAAUGUUCUUUAUAAUCUUGGGGUGUAUUGCAAUGGUUGUUACAGGCAAGAGGGCCCGUGACCGCGGUGAGACAAUAAUGCAAAGAAACUUGGAUUGGCAUCAAAAGUACUCAGAAGGAAAAGAAGACACAAAGAAUAUUGGUGUGUUUGGAAAAUAAGUAGUUAUAGAAAAAUUAAUUUUAUGUAUCCAUAUUAUUUGAUUGUUAAACAAUGUUUUAUUUCUAUUAAUAGAUAUUAGCCUAUUAUAUAUGUCCAUUAACAAAAAAAAUGUAUAGUUAUUAGUUUGUGCUUUUUUAUGUGUUCACCAAGUUAAUAAAAUCAUAAAUAUAUUUUUUGAUUAAAAAUAUA